Molecule: messenger RNA, 1062 nt
Organism: Vicia villosa (hairy vetch)
Lineage: Eukaryota; Viridiplantae; Streptophyta; Magnoliopsida; Fabales; Fabaceae
Product: protein DMR6-LIKE OXYGENASE 2-like
Exons: 4
Coding region: 4-1062 (352 amino acids)
Source: RefSeq, a predicted model, not a curated record
AUCAUGGGAGAGGUAGAUCCAGCUUUUGUUCAAGAUCAACAACACAGACCAAAACUAUCCAUCAUUGAAGCCCAAGCAAUUCCCGAAAUUGACCUCUCCCCAAUAUUCCAUCACGAGGUUCCAAAUCCAUCAGCUAUUGAUUCCUUAGUGAAGGAGAUUGGAAGUGCAUGUGAAGAGUUGGGAUUCUUUCAAGUCACAAACCAUGGUGUCCCUCCGAGUCUUACGCGGAAACUUGAUGAAGCUUCUAGAUUGUUCUUUGCUCAGAGUUUGGAGGAGAAGAAGAAAGUUGCAAGAGACGAUUACAAUCCAUCUGGUUUUUAUGACACAGAACAUACCAAAAAUGUUCGGGACUGGAAAGAAGUGUUUGAUUUUUUUUCACAUGACCCUACUUUGAUUCCUCUUACUUAUGAUGAACACGAUGAUCGAGUUACUCAAUGGACCAAUCAAUCUUCUCAAUAUCCUCCAAACUUCAGGGCUAUAAUUGAAGAGUAUAUUCAAGAAAUGGAAAAGCUGGCCUAUAAGUUACUUGAGUUAAUAGCUUUAAGCUUAGGACUUGAAGCAAAGAGAUUUGAAGAAUUCUUCAAAGAUCAAGCUAGCUUUAUCAGAUUCAACCAUUCUCCUUCGUGCCCUUAUCCUCACCUUGCUCUUGGACUUGGACGACACAAAGAUGCUGGUGCUUUAACCGUUCUUGCUCAAGGUGAAGUUGGAGGUCUUGAAGUGAAGCGAAAGUCAGAUCAAGAAUGGGUUCUUGUGAAACCUACUCCCGGUGCUUAUAUCAUCAAUGUUGGUGAUAUCAUUCAGGUGUGGAGCAAUGAUGCAUAUGAGAGUGUGGAACACAGAGUGACGGUUAACUCUGAGAGAGAAAGGUUUUCAACGCCCUUCUUUUUCUUCCCUACACAUUACACUCAAGUCAAGCCUUUGGAAGAGCUGAUAAAUGAGGAAAACCCUACAAAAUAUAGGCCUUACAACUUGGGAAAGUUUCUCGUUACCAGAAAGGAUAGCAAUUUUCAGAAGCAAAAAGUGGACAACAUUCAAAUUCAUCACUUUAAGAUAGUGCCAUAG